AACAUAAAAUUUUUCCUCUUUUUUUUUAAAGAAAAAAAGAAAAAAGAAGCUAGUCCGGUGCACGGGGCACCACCACAUUGGAGAGCAGCUACGUACACAGCAAAUGUACAUAGUUGUUGAUCAUCUCUCUCUCUAUUUGUUUCUAAUAUUAUAUGUAUGGAAGUGGAACUCAAUCGAUCCCUCCCUCUCUCUCUCUCACUCUUCUUACCUCUCUGUCUUUCAUUUUGCUCCCAACGACCUCUGACAGCAAUUAAUGGCGGCUUAGGCAGAUAUCCAGCUCAAAGAGCACCAAGUUAGAUCAUAAAGAUAGGGAGAAAGAGAGAGGGGGUGGGGGGUGGGGGAGAGACAUGAAAAGGUAAGAGGGGAGGGUGGUAGAUGGUGAAGAACCCGAAGGAAAUUAAACGCGCAGUGGCGUAUUAAAUGCCUCCCCCCACCCAUCACCUCCACCACCACCACCACCUCCACCACCACCCUUUCUAAUUCUAUAAAACUUGCUCCCUGUGUCUUCUACUCCUCCACUACUCCAUGUGAUCUCACCACCUAUAUAUGACCACCACGUUCGCUAGCUAGCUGAUUUGUGUCCUGCACGUGAAUAUAUAUAUAUAUAUAUAUAUGACUAGCUAAUUAGCAUAUGCUGCUGCUGCUGCUGCUGCUGGGCGCUGCUGCUGCUGCUGCUGCUGCUGCUGCUGCUGGUGGUACUAGUAGUACUGGUAGUAGUAGUACUAGUAGUAGUAGUAGUAGUAGGAUGAUGAUGAUGAUGAUGAUGAUGAUGGAGGAGUACUGGUCGGGGACGUGGGCGGCGGUGGCGUUGGCGUUGGGAGCGGCGUACAUGGCGUGGUUCUGGCGGCUGGCGCGGGGGCUGCGCGGGGGGCCGCGGGUGUGGCCGGUGGUGGGGAGCCUGCCGGGGCUGGUGCAGAACGCGGAGCGCAUGCACGAGUGGAUCGCCGGGAACCUGCGUGGCGCCGGGGGCACGUACCAGACCUGCAUCUGCGCGGUGCCGGGGCUGGCCCGGCGGGCGGGGCUGGUGACGGUGACGUGCGACCCGCGCAACCUGGAGCACGUGCUCAAGUCGCGCUUCGACAACUACCCCAAGGGCCCCACCUGGCACGCCGUCUUCCGCGACCUGCUCGGCGACGGCAUCUUCAACUCGGACGGCGACACCUGGCUGCUCCAGCGCAAGACCGCCGCCCUGGAGUUCACCACCCGCACCCUCCGCCACGCCAUGUCCCGCUGGGUCGCCCGCUCCAUCCACCUCCGCCUCCUCCCCAUCCUCUCCCACGCCGUCGACGCCCGCUCCCCCGUCGACCUCCAGGACCUGCUGCUCCGCCUCACCUUCGACAACAUCUGCGGCCUCGCCUUCGGCAAGGAUCCCGAGACGCUCUCCCCCGGCCUGCCCGAGAACGCCUUCGCCGUCGCCUUCGAUCGCGCCACCGAGGCCACCCUGCAGCGCUUCAUCUUCCCCGAGUUCGUCUGGCAGUUCAAGAAGCGCCUCCAGUUCGGCAUGGAGGCCACGCUCGCCAGCAGCGUCGCCCACGUCGACCGCUACCUCUCCGCCGUCAUCAAGGCCCGCAAGCUCGAGCUCGUCUCCUCCUCCUCGCCCUCGCCCUCGCCCUCGCCCGACCGCCACGACGACCUCCUCUCCCGCUUCAUGAAGAAGGGCUCCUACUCCGACGACUUCCUGCAGCAGGUCGCGCUCAAUUUCAUCCUCGCCGGCCGCGACACCUCCUCCGUCGCCCUCAGCUGGUUCUUCUGGCUCGUCUCCACCCACCCCCCCGUCGAGCGCCGCAUCCUCGUCUACCUCAAGGCCGCCCUCUCCGAGACUCUCCGCCUCUACCCCUCCGUCCUCUGGCUCGCCUCCCCGCUCGCAUUCGAGGAGGUCGACCGCCUCGUCUACCUCAAGGCCGCCCUCUCCGAGACUCUCCGCCUCUACCCCUCCGUCCCCGAGGACUCCAAGCACGUCGUCGCCGACGACGUCCUCCCCGACGGCACCUUCGUCCCCGCCGGCUCCUCCGUCACCUACUCCAUCUACUCCGCCGGCCGCAUGAAGUCCGUCUGGGGCGACGACUGCCUCGAGUUCCGCCCCGAGCGCUGGCUCAGCCCCGACGGCACCAAGUUCGAGCCCCACGACUCGUUCAAGUUCGUCGCGUUCAACGCCGGCCCGCGCAUUUGCCUCGGAAAGGACCUCGCCUACCUCCAGAUGAAGUCCAUCGCCGCCGCCGUCCUGCUGCGCCACCGCCUCGCCGUCGUCCCCGGCCACCGCGUCGAGCAGAAAAUGUCCCUCACGCUCUUCAUGAAGCACGGCCUCAAAAUGCACGUCGCCGCGCGCGAUCUCAAUCCGAUCGUCGCCGAGCUACGCCGGACACGCCCGGAGGCCUUGGCCGCGCCGCCGCCGGAGAGUCAAGUGAACAAAAGCAGUGCCGUUCCUACGGAGGUUGCAGCUGUUACCGCCUAAUUAAAGUGCAUUUUCUUUUUCCCCUUUUUUUUUCUAAAAAAAAAUUGUUCUUCAAAUUAAUUGGAAUAUAUUUUAGAAUACUGUGGGAAAGUGAGCUGGGUUGGUGUAAUGUAGAUAGAUAGUAAGUAAACAAGUUGGUGUGAGAUUUGGGGUCAAGGGGGAAGAAAUUAAUUAAUGGACAGUGUGUCUAGCUCUAUUCAGAUCAUUAUCUUUAUUACUAUAAUUGUUAUAAUUGGGAGAAAACCAGAGUUUGAUGUCACUUUUAAAGAAUAAUAUAAAUAAAAAGAAGCAUCGGAAUUGGGAUGUAACAUUUGUUGUGGUGGUUAAAAUGUGAACGCCACCAAUCUUAGAAAGUUUAUGAAAGAAACGAUUGUAUCCUUUUAAUUGGAAGCAUUUA
This is a messenger RNA of Ananas comosus (pineapple), 2849 nucleotides long. Its product is annotated as cytochrome P450 86A8-like. Lineage: Eukaryota; Viridiplantae; Streptophyta; Magnoliopsida; Poales; Bromeliaceae. Gene Ontology annotation, molecular function: monooxygenase activity; oxidoreductase activity, acting on paired donors, with incorporation or reduction of molecular oxygen; heme binding. The record is from RefSeq and is a predicted model, not a curated record. The transcript is spliced from 2 exons. Bases 632 to 2452 code for a protein of 606 amino acids.